Messenger RNA from Symbiodinium sp. CCMP2456, 1035 nucleotides. Lineage: Eukaryota; Dinophyceae; Suessiales; Symbiodiniaceae. The record is from the annotation of a GenBank genome assembly.
AUGCCCAGGUACAGGGUCUUGGUUGCCGCACUUCUCUGCUUCCAAGAGGCGUGGGCCUAUGCAGGCACCGCCGCGGCGUCCGCAGGAUCUGCCUUGGAAGGCGACACGGAGGAAGCAGAGGAGGCUGAGGGCAUGCCGAAAGUGAAAGAUGAAGGCGAGGAAGAGCCGAAGGAGGCCAUACCCGCCGGCGAGUUGGCCAGGAUGGUUUUGGUCACUACGGAGGAUGAGGAUUCUCAGACGUACGAGCAAGCACAGGAGUCCUGCCAGUCCUUGGAAAAGAACGGCGACUCCUGGCAUCUUUGCUUCAAAGAUGAAGUCGAAAGGGAUUGGAAGGAGUACAUGCUGAAAGCCAGCGGGGCUUAUGGAUUCCGUGCCUGGCUGGACGAGCGCAACUUCAGCGAAGCCGGCUGCAUCCACAACGGGAGGAGGACGGAAGCCAAUGCGGAGGGCCCGAAUUGGGCCUGCGGAUACCAGAAGGACAAGAAGUUCAACUCCCUGUGCUGCGUGGAUAUGGCUGAUGUCUCCGUAAGGACGGCGGGCAACAUGAACGUCCAAAACUUCAGCCAGGCAGAGGCGACGUGCACGGCCUACCGCAGCCACCUCUGUGCCCAAGCGGAAGCGGAAUCCUUCGUUGCCAAUUUGGGACUUGGAUCGACCUGGGUCGCUUGGGGUGCCAAAGGCUGCACCCUGGAAGCAGCCAAAAAGAAUUGGACUUGUGGAGACGACUCGACCCAAGCCAGCCAGUACGACGCCCUCUGUUGCCUUGACCAGGAUCCUUUAAAAGGCCUGUGGCCAAAUCAUCUGGGCGACCUUUGGAGCCUGCAGGACCGCGCGGACUGCUCGAACAAGCUGGCCAUUGCAGAUGGGGCCUGCGAGGACUUCAACGGUCAGCUCAGCGCCUGCGGCAGCAAGCUCGAGAACCGGAGUGGCUUGCUCGUGCACUGCGCCGUGGACGUGGCCAGCGGCACCUGCCGGACGAGUGCCGUCCGCUGCCUUUCGGACACCUGCGUCGGGGCCUGCAGCGCUGUGCGGUGA